Molecule: messenger RNA, 2241 nt
Organism: Bactrocera latifrons
Lineage: Eukaryota; Metazoa; Arthropoda; Insecta; Diptera; Tephritidae
Gene: jeb
Product: probable basic-leucine zipper transcription factor Q
Exons: 2
Coding region: 268-2241 (657 amino acids)
Biological process (GO): regulation of transcription by RNA polymerase II
Cellular component (GO): nucleus
Molecular function (GO): transcription cis-regulatory region binding
Source: RefSeq, a predicted model, not a curated record
CGAAAAACAGUCUUACGCGUUAGUUAGACUAGCUAGAGAUUCCCACACAAUAAGCAAAGCGGCGUUUAAACUAAAGUCCCUCCCAAAAACCAAGAAAAAAUCAAAGAAAGCAGAGCUUUUGUCAGACCGUUACCAAUUCGUCGACAGCUACAAACACGUAGUCMUCUAUAUAUAUAUAUAUAUAUAAUCCCCCGUCAAGUAGUUACACGAAAAUCCCCAAAAAUAGCACGUCUACUUGAGCGUUUGCGUCGCAUCAACAAAAAGAAAAUGUUCUACUCGCUCGUGCAGACCAUUGUUUGUGUGCUGCUCAUUCAGGCCGGCAUUUAUGCGCUGCACUUGAAUGGACCAAGCGCUAACAGCAAUGGCGCGAGCUUGGGUAGCAACGGCGGCGGCGUUGGCGGCAUUGUUGGUGUCAAUGCGCCAACGAGUCACGGCGGUAGCGGCGCCGCACAGCUCAAUGCCGCCGUCAAUACAAAUCAAAUGCUCAAUAUACUCUCCGCCAAUCAGCAUGCGCAACAUCUGCAUGCCGGCGGCAGCGGUAGUGGCAGUGGUGGCGGCGGCGGUAUUGGGCUCUCGCGUACGUUAAGCAAUUCCGCUGUCAAUCCGUUGGAUAAUGCCGGUCGCUUAUCACAGGAGUUGGCCGAUAGAGCACAGCUCGAACGCGAACGUCUCAUGUUACUCGGRCUGGCAAAACAGACAGCGCUGGCCAAUAGUGGUACUGGUCAUCAUGGACGUCCCAUUAUUACUGGACGUAUACAAAUGAGUCCCGUCGAUGAUGUGGAGAGCGACUAUUCAUCGCUGUUGUUGCCACAGACACGUGGUCCGCUAUACGGCAAUGUUGUUAAAGAGCCGGCGGCUGUGGAGAAUGAUGAGUAUGUUGAUGAGGAGCAGCGUGAAUACGAUAGAGCACGUUUGGCUAAUGGCGCACAUAGAAAGUAUGAGUAUGGUCGUAUAGUCGAGCCAGCUGAACGUGAAGUGUAUGCGGAGCCGCAGCCCAUCGAUGAGUUGGAUGAGCUAAUUGAAGCUGAACCGGAGAUGGAUGAUGUGCUCUCCGAUUUGGAGAGCUAUCAGUAUUUGGAUGAGCUGCUGCCGCCCGAACAUCGCAGUUUGUGGGGUGAUGACGGUUUGGGUUAUGGCAUAGCCGGUGGCAAUAGUCGUYCGCAUCAUUUGAAUGACGGUUUCCCAUUGCUAUUGAAUCCAUAUCGCACGCUUGAGGAGUUGGAGAAUAGUCCGUCGCACACCUUGCAAGAAAUAUUCGAAAAGGAGUCGCAUGACAAAGCCGAGACGAAAGCCCACCGCCAACAUGCGUCACACCCGACACGCGAGCAGCAGAAGCAGCAGCAGCAGCAACAAUACGAACAACAACAACAACAACAACAACAACAACAACAACAACAACAAGCACGUCAUCAGCAGUCAACGCAACCACAGCAGCAAUAUACAUUCAGCGCCGGCGUUAAGCACCGCAACGCUGGUGGCUACGGCGGUGACUACAACAACAACAUGCAACAGAAAUGGCAACGUAAGCGUUCGCAACAACAACAGCAGCAACGUCAAUUGCAGCAAUGGCAACGCAAUAUAUUCGGCCAGCAACUGAAACAACAACAAUUACACCAUUUCGGCGCGCAGCCACAGCGUCACAACAAACUGUCGCUGGCCAACUCAGAAGCCACCGCCACUAAACAUAUACCGUUAAAUGGCAGUACCAACGACCUCAACAACAACAGCAAUAACAAAUUGUCAAGCGCUUUGAACGCUUUGGCAACGCAACAACAAAGUUCCUCCGCACCCAAAAUAACCAGCGGCGAUGCGGCUAUGAAGAGUGAUCAGCUGCAGCACCAACAACGACAACAACAGCAACAACAGCAAGAACAAGAUGAGCCCAGACAGAUUGGCAAGGUUAGCACUGCUGAUGUUGCCAGUCCAGCAACGGGCUUAUCAAAGGCUGCUGCCAAAUUGAAGGCACAGCAGCAGCAACAACAGCAACACAAAAAACAGCAGACGCCGUCACAAAAGCAAGAUUCUUUCUUGCAUCCCAAUCGUAAGCGCUCCGGCAGCGUUGGUGGCGUCGGUGCCGCCAAUGGCAUSUCGGCAGCGGCUGCUGCGGCGGCGACUAACGGUUACUCCUCCAUCGCCAGCCAGCUGAUGUUGCGUACAGCGCGAGGGCAGCGGCAGUAUGACGUGCCACAAAUAGCCAACACACAUUCUCCGUACACUAAAGAUGAGCUAAAUGAGCCGUGA